GAGUAUAAAUACAGGUAGAUCAGCACACACAUCAGCAAGCAAACAGGCUCAACAACAGAUUCUCAGAGUGCACUGGACAGCAAUUCAGUCAAAAAUGCUGAAUCUUAUUCUAGUUCUCGCUGGAGUUUGUGCAGUGGGCAUGGCAAUGCCGUUACCUGAUUUUUACUCUUACUCACCUGCUGCUGGGGAUGGAACUGGAUAUUCAUUUUCCACUGCCCAUGAAAGUCGCAUUACAGGCAUUCGAAUUUGGGAGUACCCAAGCUAUUACAUUACUGGGAUUCAGCUAAGAUACGACAACGACUGGACAGACGUGGUUGGUGGGACCUAUGUCAAUCUAAUGGAGUGGACGCUAAAUGACAAUGAAUUCAUCAUUCAGGUCUCUGGAAAGCACGACUAUGGUUACUAUGGUUACAUCUAUCAGCUUAUGUUCGUCACUAAUAAAGGGCGCAUAUUUAAAGUUGGGCAGCCUUCAGGCACCUCGUUUAACUUCUACCCCGCUCAUGAUGGAGCUGAGCUGCGUUUCCUAAGUGGUCGACAGAAUGGCAAUGGCAUCACCUCCAUUGGUGCUCAUUGGGCUAUGUAUUACCCCAGUCAAACCACCACUACUGGCACCACUACCGCACUUCCGUCUUAAAAUUACUCAGUGUGCUGUACCUUUGCCCUGGUCCAACCGCAAACUAAGCAAACAGCUACAGACACUUCUUGUCCUGUCUACACAUUUAUGCAUUAGUGAGUUAGUGAGCUUUUCUUUUAACAACAGUACAUAGCAAAACAGUUUGUUGUGUUUAUUUUAGCACAUGACAUGAUGUAUGUGUUUUAUAUAAUCUCAUGAUUUUUUUUAUCUAAAACUUAUACAAACAGCAUUUUAGUUAUUUUAUUUUGAUAACCGUUAAAGGAAAAAGAACUAAGGUAAAUGAGAUAUUAAAUGAUU
Messenger RNA from Misgurnus anguillicaudatus (oriental weatherfish), 931 nucleotides. The record is from RefSeq and is a predicted model, not a curated record. NCBI's taxonomy places the organism in Eukaryota, Metazoa, Chordata, Actinopteri, Cypriniformes, Cobitidae.